AUGGCCAGGAGUCAAGAUGGGAUCACUGCCCCCUUUUCAGACCCAGUCUACCUGAAAGCAGCCGUCUUGGAUCCAGCCUUUUCUCUGCUGUGGGUGGAGCCUCAUGUGCUGGUCAAUCGUGACAUCAAGGCAGAGGUGGCACAACAAGUUAAAGAAUUGAUCCUGCAAGAUGCUGCAGAGACUGAACAACCUGUGCUUCUUGGUGAUGAAGAGGACCUUGGUGAAGGAGAAGGGCUGUUUGGUGCAUACCGUAAGAGGCAGAAGAAGGAUGUCGGGACCUCUCCAGCACUACAGCUAAGUCACUACCUAGACAUAGCCGAUGGAGAGAGCGCCCUUUUGUCCUGGGCACUAAACAUGAAGACUCUUCCUUCACUCUACCGAGUGGCCAUCAGAGUCCCUGCGGCCACGCAAGUACGUGCCUCCAGCAACGACUGUGCCGUCCGCCCGAGGCCUCCCGCUUUCACGCAAGCCUCCUUUCUGGUUGGAAUCUACGAACUGUUCAUCACCAGCCUCUUUCCCUGGCUCGCGUGCACCAACAGCUGGACCAAACCCGCAGGCUUCAUAACUCCCGCCUGCCCGGACAAAGAAACCACGUGGGCUGUUUCCCAACCCAAAGCCCUUCUCCAUCCUCUACGCUCCUCCAAAAUGAGUCCUGGAGGUGCAGAGUGUUUCACAGAGCUUAAGGUAGGGGUCUACAGAGAGAUCGUCCCCAUGGGAGUGGACCCUCAAGUGCUCUCCUACCAGCUGGCAGGUACUCACCUGGAGCCGGAGGAGUUCCACAGAGAAGUGGAGGCGCUGCUUGCUCAAGAGCAGGCAAGCAGGGAGACUGUCCUCCUCGACUGCCGCAACUUCUACGAAAGCAGAAUAGGACAGUUCAGUGAGUGUCUAGCCCCGGACAUCCGCAAGUUCAGUUACUUCCCGGCCUACGUGGAGAAGAACCUCGAGCUGUUCCGGGACAAGCGUGUGCUCAUGUACUGCACCGGGGGGAUCCGUUGUGAACGCGCCUCCGCCUACCUGCACUCCAAGAAGGUGUGUAAGGAUGUACUUCAGCUCAAAGGAGGGAUCUACAAAUAUCUGGAGCGCUUUCCCGAAGGCCAUUACCGUGGCAAACUGUUUGUUUUUGACGAGCGCUACGCCAUUUCCUUUAACGAUGACGUCCUCUCAGAUUGUAGAUACUGUGGUGGCCCCUGGGACCAGUAUGAGCUGUGUUCCUCGACACACUGUCGCCAGCUGGUGCUGUCCUGCACUAACUGCAGAGGGAAGGGCCACACCGCCUGUUGCCCCUCGUGUCAGAGUGGAGACCCCAAGCCCCUGCAGCACAGAGAGCAGUAUGAUGGCAUUGGCACCUUUACACCUUCACUUCAAGAUCAAUCCACACAAGUCAACGUACAGGAGCAAAGAAGUUUCAGUUCGACCCCGCCAGCGUACCUCCAUGAUGAGGAUGAGGAUUUCACCAUAGAGGAAGCUGAUGACCCUGAUUACAUCGCAGAUGAGCAGGACAUUAUUGAAGAGUCAGAAAGGAUUGAAUCAUGGCAGCCGGGAGAAAAAAUUUACUUGCUUUCAGAGAGCAGCCUUUUCGGGGACGGAAGAGCAGACAGUCCAGGGCACUCGGCAAAGUAUGGUACAUACACAGUAAUGGAGAGGAAAAGCAAAACAAUAAUUGCUUCCCAGCUUGUACAGUCAAAUGAGGUCACCUCAAGCGUAGCUAUGGCGAAAGAAGGUUUACUCCGAGCAUUAGAUCAGCUCAACAGAAAUGACGUUGUCAUCAAGGAAUUGGUUACAGAUAGGCAUCUAUCAAUUCGUAAAAUGCUGAGAGCAACAAAGCCUGAUAUAAAGCACAGUGUCGACAUCUGGCAUCUUGACAAAGGUUUAGGAAAGAAGCUUCUUGCAGUCAGUAAAGAGAGAGACUGUGGUCUUGUCAGUGAAUGCUACCAUGGUAUUGAGGCAAGAUAUCGUCUGGCCAUUUUGCACCACAAUGAAAAUGCAAACAGAAGUCAGGCAAAAACUAAGGAUGGACAGGAUAUAUACAAUUUGGUUUAUCCUAAAUUCAAGAAAGGGGGCCACACUCUAUGCAAAAUAUUUGAGGGAGCCACUUACAACUACAUUGAUCCGUUGAUGGCCUGUGUAUGUAAGCGUCUACUGGCUGGCGAGAAGUACUUGGCUGAGAAGUCAAAACCACCACCCCUGACCAGUAAAGGGGUGCAAUAA
This is a messenger RNA of Knipowitschia caucasica, 2208 nucleotides long. The record is from the annotation of a GenBank genome assembly. Lineage: Eukaryota; Metazoa; Chordata; Actinopteri; Gobiiformes; Gobiidae.